UUCCUGGCCAGGGAAAUUCUGCCCUCCUGACAUCUUACUUAUAAGCUUGCAUGUUAAACACAACAACAAAGCAAAGUCAGUCUGGUUGUGGACGUUAAUCUUGUUGGAUUUUUGAGCGAUCGAUGAUGUUUUUUCUCUUUUUGAGUACGUUGUUGUUUCUCCGGUCCUCUGCUGAUGGAUCCAUCAAAACAGCUGAGAGUUACUGGACACUUAAACCAAAUGUGCUUGUAGUGAAUGUCGAUGCAAGUGAUGAUGUAAACAUGGUGCCACUUAUCUGUGGAGAAGCCUAUGAAGGAGAAAAUAUUACAUGGACCAGAAACAACGAUGAAAAUCUGGAGGCUCAAGGAAACAGGAUUGUUGUCACAGUGGAGGCCUGGAAGGGGGGCAACUUCUCCUGUUUCAGCAGUGAGGGAUCCUACCUAGACCACACACUGGUGCUGGCUCAGUGGCCCUUCAGGAAGAUUAUCAAGAAUACUCCUGAGAAAGGUUACAUUGAUUGUUCAACAAAUAACUACGGAGGUUCCUUCAAAUGUAAAUGGGAAUGGGGUGAGAACAGGAAUGGCCAUGUUGUUCAUAUCAAAGCCACACGCUCUCAUGGUGGAAGCAACAUCAGCUGCAGUGUGGAUGACAGAGGACAGUCUAUCACAUGUUUAGACCAUGACUACUGUCCAUAUGCAGAGGAGGUGGAGCGCAUCAACCUGACCAUAUACUUUAGAAGCAGCUUUGUUGUUGAAGCCUACAAUACAAAGUUCUACAUCAUGGAUAUUGUGAGGCCUGAUGUUGUGCCUAUUAGUAGGAUCAAUAAAACAUCUGUAGAGGUCACAUAUCCACGAUCCUGGAACGCACCAUCUUCCUACUUCCCUCUCAUGUUCCAAGUGGUUCGCUGUCGGAAACGCGAGAAAUGUGACUGCUCCAAACCGAACUUACAAGAGAUUUUAAUCACACAAAGUCACCAGCUGCCAGUUACAAAAGGGACGUGUGUGUGUGUGAGAGCCAGGGAUGAAUUCUGCAAUUCCUCAUGGAGUGACUGGAGCCAGUACAAAUGCAAAACCAGAGAAAACCGCAAGCAGAGGAACCGAGAACCAAAGUUAAAGAUGCAAUAAUUUAUUAUGCGUCAUUAAAUAAAAAACAAUUGAACCAUUAUGAUGCUUUCUGUUAUGAACAAUGACUUACUCUAUAAGACCUUCUCUGGUCAUAUACCGUGUAAUUAAAUACAAACACAGUAUGUGUUCCUGUAAUAAUGUAUUUAUCUAUACAUUGUAAUAACAUUAUCAUGCUCUUAAAUUAAUUAUUUAUAACUGUAGUACAUUUUAAC
This is a messenger RNA of Cyprinus carpio (common carp), 1315 nucleotides long. It is a transcript of the gene il12ba, whose product is annotated as interleukin 12Ba. The record is from RefSeq and is a predicted model, not a curated record. Lineage: Eukaryota; Metazoa; Chordata; Actinopteri; Cypriniformes; Cyprinidae. Gene Ontology annotation, molecular function: protein binding.